UGAGGCUUUAUGCCACAGCAGCAAGCGCAAAGGCAUAGAGUAAGAUCACAGACCCUGUGGUUAACCACCCUGAAACUUUUUGCGCCGAGUGUACAGAGGCGAGCACAACAUGUAGCAAGAAAAUAGCACACACACUACGUACAAGGAGGAAUUUAUUCUUCGACCUAAGAUUGUUGCGGAGUAAGUGCGAUCAUCUUCAGGUGAGCGCAUGUUGUAUCGUCAUUUCUAAUGCCAGGAGUCGUGCCUGUGGCAAAAAUGAGAAUGCGGGCUCUCGUUCUUGCGUUUGUGUCCGUGGCGCUUCGCUUGCGCUGUUGCCUUGGAUUUUCGUUGGACGAAAACGACAUGCAGUUGCGCGAGGGUGAAGAUGUGAACGCGGCCGUGGAGCGCGUGAUGCAAAAAAUGAUGGUGGACCACCAGAAAACGAAACACAAAAAGCUUCACGAAAGGCGCCAAAAGAUGCAGGAGGAGGAUCGGUUUAAGCCGAUCGCGAGGGCCGCGCCGCCAAAAGACGUGGUGGAAACGACACAUCAAGGCGAACAAGACGAUGACGAGCUGGACGACGACGUGCAGCUGGACGAAGCGGGCACGAAAAAUGCUGAUGCCGCCGCGAGGGAGGACGAAGAUGCCUCAUUGUAUACCCGGGCGACAGCGUACGAGGAGAGUGGUGAGUACUUUCGCAACUACGAGCUCGCGGAGACGCACAAGAUUAUGGUAACGGAUAAGUACCGGACGGACCAGUACCUGAAAGCGCUGCAGCGCGCCGGCGUGAAAGGCAAAAUUGUGGUGGAUUUCGGCUGCGGCAGCGGGGUGCUGAGUAUCCUGGCAGCCCGACUCGGAGCGGACCACACCUACUGCGUCGAGCGCUCCAGGGUUCGCGUGCAAGCAAAGCAGGUGAUCGCGAAAAACGGGUACUUCCCAUGGUUACUACACGCAGGCUUAUUUUGUACGAGCGACUAGCUUGCUUGUCGUGACAGUCCUGACGUUUUUCUACUCGCGAAAACUUCUACUGUGCCAAGCGCAGUAGAGGUAUUCAGUGUGUGAAUGCAUGUCUGUUCUGUAUUAGUUCCUAUCAUGAUCACGAUCUAUUGCCCAGAUUCGCGGACCGCAUCACGGUGGUGGCCAGCGUAAACGAGAUCGAGCCGAAGUCUGCGGACGUGCUGGUGUCGGAGUGGAUGGGGCAUGGUCUACUGACGGAUGUGGUGAUCGGGGAUUUUUUCGAUGCCCGCGACCGGGUGCUCAAGGAGGACACCGGGGUUCUGAUCCCGUCCAAGGGCCGCAUCUACGCGCAGCCGGUGAGCGAUCCGGCCUGGUGGCGCGAUAACGUGGCGUGGGGCACCGACAACGACUACGGGAUCGACUUUUCACCGCUCUCCCUCUACACGCGGUCGAACACCACCACCACGCCCAUCCGGUUUGCCCAUUUCGGCGUCUUCCAAAACCAGAAGUUCUACGGCGGGAAAAAGGCAGCGGUACAACUAGAGUGUUACAGAAUGUUACCCCAUCUGGUGCGCAGAAUUCGAAUUUUUGAUAUGUGUAUUGUGACUUGUUUUGUAGUUCACCUUCAUUGGUGCAAAAAUCGGGAGCAUGUCGUGGUUCAGCCGAUGAACUUGUGCCAAGUUGUCCAAGCCUUUUCUGGGCUGCUUCCGCGCGUUGGAUCCAAGCGAUUCCGCGCAGCAUUUUUCUAUUGUGGUAUGUACCAUAAGUAGUACACGUCUCGUGGGAAAGAUGCAGCAAAUGCAUCCGAGUUGUACUUCGACGCCACCCUUCUGUGCGCUGUUUGCAAUGCUGGGUCUCAAACGGAAACAGAUCUGCACGAUCGACUUUGAAGCAGACAGCUACGACGCAGAUUGGGAAUGUGGUCGGCGUAUCAAAUGCAAAAAUGUCUGGGUCUGGAAGAAUGCAAGAUUUGUCAUGCGCAUUUCUCAUGACCCACGAUGCCUGUAAUGCAUGACCUAGCAUCGCAGACUUUUAGAGGGCUUUCCGAUGCACCUUCCGCAUGAGAAAUGCCCUGCCCGUGUAGCACAAACUGUGCCCCUCUUGCUGGUCAUGCAAUACAAAUUUUUUUAGAGUCCAAAAACAGUUGGCCACUGGAUUGUCCUUCAUAGGCCGCCGAGAGAUUCACUCGCCUCGCUCGAUUUUUUUUGCUUCAUCCUUCUCUUUUUGCUUUCCUUUUCCAAAAAACUAUGCAUGUAGGGAUCGCACUUGACAAGAUGGGCAUCCGUCGCGGCGGGAUCUCCCCGGGUUUGGUUUAGGUUUCAGGGUUUAGGGUUCCCCAUUAGGGGGCCCCAUUUUAGAGUCCAAAAACAGCAUGACAAGUUGCAAUCUUUCAGACCCAGACAUUUUUACAUUUGAUACGGCGCACCCGGCGGGAGCACAAGUUCCCGGAGCCGGUACCGGACGAUUGGCACGGUUUUUUGAUCACGUGGGAUGUCACGCUCUACUCGGACGUGACAUUGGACACCUCCAACCCGACGCAUUACACGCACUGGGGGCACUUGUUCUGGCCGCGACCACUGGACACGGACAUUGGCAAUGGGAAACUUGAGGACAAGCUUGAGCUGUCGGCAUCGUUCAAAUAUGAAAACGGAACAGAACUCAUGGUUUUGAUACAACGCUUUUUUUCAUUUCCGCGAUCUACUUUAUUCCACAGAAAGGACGCCUGUGCUCACCCGCCCCGGGUACUUACACGUACACCUGACACGACAACAAAUUCUUUGCAUAAAAGAGAGAAGUAGAUUUUAAAAAAAAUUCCACUGAUGCUAGAUGCAAUCAAAAUCAUCGGGACCUAUCUUGUCACCUCUAUGACCAGCGGGCGAACCUCUAUCACCACGACCUGCAAUUCCGGUACUACUACCAGAACCACGGGGAGGAGGUGGUGCUGCGGGAGCCAGAAUUUUCCGCGGACACGGUAGCGACCGAGGACGCUUUCCAGAACAAACGGCUCUACACGGCCAUGCUAGCUGCGAAGGCAAAAAAGCGAACAGAAGCCAAGCAAGACGCCAUAGAAGGGAAAAAGAACAGAGUUGACCUGUAGACGACCGUUCAUGCGAUCAUGUCGCAAUACAUGAGCAUCCUUUACUGAAGAUGCCGAUGUCGGCCUUCGCAGUACGUCGCACAGCGAGAAUUUAGUUGAAGGGUCCUGCUAAUAAUCCAAGUGUUAAACUGGGAGCCGCU
Amoebophrya sp. A120 is the source of this 3174-nucleotide messenger RNA. NCBI's taxonomy places the organism in Eukaryota, Dinophyceae, Syndiniales, Amoebophryaceae. The record is from the annotation of a GenBank genome assembly.